AUGAAUGUGGAGUUGCGUGCCUUAGAGGAUAAUAACACUUGGUCCAUUGUUUCCCUCCCUCCUGGGAAGAAACCUAUUGACUGCAAGUGGGUUUACAAAAUUAGAUAUCAAGCUGAUGGGACCAUAGAAAGAUACAAAGCCCGUCUGGUUGCUAAGGGCUACACACAACAAUUUGGCAUCGAUUUUCUUGACACUUUUUCUCCUGUUGCUAAAUUGGUUACUGUCAAGAUUUUGCUUUUACUUGCUGCUAUCCAUGGUUGGCACCUGACUCAAUUGGACGUCACCAACGCCUUUCUACAUGGUGACCUUCACGAAUAA
This is a messenger RNA of Carica papaya (papaya), 318 nucleotides long. The record is from RefSeq and is a predicted model, not a curated record. NCBI's taxonomy places the organism in Eukaryota, Viridiplantae, Streptophyta, Magnoliopsida, Brassicales, Caricaceae.